AUGGCGGAGAGCAGUGACGUACGCAUCCUUUCCAAGUCCACAAUCCGACCAUCCCCACGCCCCUGUGAGGAAGACGGCGGUCGCCUGAUCCAUCUCACUCCCUGGGAUCUCACGUUGCUCUCCAUCGACUACAUGCAAAAGGGAAUCCUCUUCCGCCGUCCGCCAACGCAGGACUCCGACGCGACGACCUUCACCAUUUCUCGACUCCGCGAUUCCUUCACGGCCACCCUCGACCGAUUUUUUCCCUUGGCCGGCCGCCUCGCCGUCGACAACCUCGACACUUCCCCUCCUUCUCUUUCCAUCUCCCUCAAGUGCAACGACGAAGGAGCCGACUUCAUCCACGCGUCGGCCCCAAGUGCGACCGUCUCCAGCAUACUCCACUCGCUCUAUGUGCCCCCCGUCGUGCGCUCCUUCUUCCCCCUUAACGGCGCUAUCAACUACGACGGCCGCUGCCUUCCGCUGCUCGCCGCCCAAGUCACCGAGCUCGCCGACGGGAUCUUCAUCGGUUGCACCCUCAACCAUGUCGUGGCCGACGGCACCGUCUUCUGGAACUUCUUCAACUCCUGGUCUCAGAUCUGCAGAAGCGGCGGCGGUUGUCCCGAGGUCAGCACUCCCCCGGCCUUCGACCGCUGGUUCCUCGACUCCUGCAAUCCACCGAUCCGUCUCCCGUUCGGCGGCGAGAGCGAUUUCAUCAAUAGGCCUGUCUACCCUCCCGUGGAGGAGUGCGUCUUCCACUUCUCAGCGGCGGCGGUGGCCAAGCUCAAGGCUAGGGUGAACGCUGAGAUGGGGACCGGCGGCCAAAUCUCCUCCCUCCAGUCUCUGCUCUCGCUCAUCUGGGUGUCCGUGACUCGGGCGCGUCGCCUCGAUCCUAACAAGGAGACGUCGUACAUGAUUUCCAUCGGAUGCAGGGCAAGGUUGACUCCCCCACUGCCGGAAAGUUACCUUGGCAACGCGGUUCACAUAGGCGCGACGCAGAAUGUGACAGCGGGGGAAUUGCUGCAGCGCGGUCUUGGCUGGGCGGCGCGGCAACUCAACCAAACGGUUGCUUUGUUCAAGGAAUCUUUGGUGCGAAGUUGCUUGGCGGAAUGGGUGGAAAAGCCAUCGUUCAGUUACGCAUCCACGUUCAAGUCGGAGGACAUGUUGACGGGUGGUUCUACGAGGUUCGAUGUGUACGGAAAUGACUUCGGGUGGGGGAGGCCGGUGGGCGUGAGGAGUGGAGCAGGAAACAAGGGGGACGGGAAGGUGACUGUGUAUCCGGGGCCUGAGAAAGGGAGCAUCGCGGUGGAGUUGUGCUUUUCGCCCCAGACGCUUAGUGCAUUGGUCAAGGACGAGGAGCUGAUGCGCAUGGUCUCCUGCAUUUAGCAAGUCUGAAAGUUACUCCUGCAAUUGGCAAGGAGGAAGGUUUCCUUGAAGUUAAUUAAUAAGAAUGGAGAGCGUGUGAUCUCAUGCCAGAUUGAUAC
Zingiber officinale is the source of this 1460-nucleotide messenger RNA. RefSeq lists its product as uncharacterized. The transcript has a single exon. The record is from RefSeq and is a predicted model, not a curated record. Lineage: Eukaryota; Viridiplantae; Streptophyta; Magnoliopsida; Zingiberales; Zingiberaceae. The coding region runs from base 1 to 1362 and encodes 453 amino acids.